Molecule: messenger RNA, 2451 nt
Organism: Oppiella nova
Lineage: Eukaryota; Metazoa; Arthropoda; Arachnida; Sarcoptiformes; Oppiidae
Source: the annotation of a GenBank genome assembly
AUGUCGCGCUCAGCCUCACGUCUGACGUCAUCACUCAGUCUCGACAAUCACUGCUCUGUUCUCGUGUCGAGUCCAGAGUCCGCGCGGAGACCAAAGAGCGCAUCCGAAGGCGUCCGCAUCAACUACGACCAGCAGCUCUUGCAUGAGGUCUGGCUGUCGGGACUGCGCUCGUGGAGGAACCGUCUCUCGCGCUUCGCCAACAACUUCAAGUCCGGGAUCUACCCGUCGAGCGUCGAGUUUCUCGUCACAAUCGUCGCUCUCGUCUUCUCUUCGCAUCUCUUCCUCCCUUUCGACCCCUCUUUAGGUCUCAUUCACGCCAUCGAUGCGUUCGUCGCGCGCCGGCUCUCCGCGUCGUCGUCCGUGUCGUCGUGCGUCGCGUGCGUGUCGUUCGCUGUCGUCGUGUGGCUCUUGAAGAUGCUGUCAAUGCGUUACGCUUUGAAACUGCUUCUCAUGUAUAAGCAAUGGAUGUACGAAUCGCGCGCUCACAACAAGCCCUCGACGGCCACCAAAGUCUGGCUUCUGUUGAUCCGCGCGCUGACGGCCCACAAGUCUCCGUCGCUGUACUCCUAUCAGGCGUCGUUGCCGCGCCUCCCACUGCCCCCUCUCGACCAGACCAUCGCGCGCUACCUCCAGUCCGUGCGCCCCCUCCUCGACGACACGGCGUUCGCGCGCACCACCCGUCUGGCCGAGCAGUUCCGCGACGGCGUCGGCCGCAAGUUCCAGCGCUACCUUUGGCUCAAGUCGUGGUGGGCCUCCAAUUACGUGAGCGACUGGUGGGAGGAAUUCGUGUAUCUGCGCGGACGCGCGCCGCUUAUGGUCAACUCCAACUUCUAUGGCAUCGACGCUCUCGUGACGGACGGACUGACCUCUAAGCAGACGGCGCGCGCCGCGAAUCUCGUUUAUGCGAGUCUUUUGUUCCGAAAACAAAUCGAUAGACAAGAACUAAAACCGAUUCUCGUCCAAAAUCUCGUGCCGUUGUGUUCCGCGCAAUACGAGCGCGUCUUCAACACGACUCGCAUUCCCGGCGCAGACGCGGACCGACUCUCGCACUUGACGGACUCGCCACACAUCGUGGUGCUGCACUCCGGCAAGUUCUACAAACUCACGAUUCACCACAAGGGGCGUCUCCUGCAACCCAAACAACUCCAACAACUGCUCGACCAAAUCGUCGCCGACGACGCGCCCGCCAACAACGGAGAGUCGCGUCUCGCCUCUCUCACGGCCGCCGACCGCCGCACGUGGGCCGACACGCGCCACAAGUGGUUCUCCAAAGGCAUUAACCGAAUCUCGUUGUCGGCCAUCGAAAAGGCGGCCUUCGUUCUCGUGCUCGAUUCCGAGCGCUUUGAGGCGGAAGACGCGGCGAAACUCGACCGUUACGGACAACUCCUGCUUCACGGCAACGGAAACGACCGCUGGUUCGACAAGUCCUUCAAUCUGAUCGUCGCGCGCAACGCCAGAGUCGGCUUCAAUGGCGAGCACUCGUGGGCCGACGCGCCCGUUAUGGCGCACCUCUGGGAGUUCGUCCUCCACUACGACUUCCAUGUCCUGCAGUACGACGACGACGGCAACUGUCGUCUCGGCAACGGAGUGGACGACGCGUCGCCUCCCAUUCGCCUCAAAUGGGAUUUCGCGGACCCAUUGUUGCGCGUCAUUGACGACAGCUUUCGCAACGCUCAAGCUCUGCUCUCUGACGUCGAUCUGCGGCUCUUCCGUCACGACGCGUACGGAAAGGGAUUCAUAAAGACGUGUCGCGUCUCUCCCGACGCCUACAUCCAGAUGGCGCUGCAAUUGGCCUAUUUCCGCGACCAGGGACACCUCUCGCUUACCUACGAGGCCUCUAUGACGCGCCUCUUCCGCGAGGGCCGCACCGAAACCGUGCGUCCGGUGACCGUCGAGUCUGCGCAGUUCGUGCGCGCCAUGGAGUCGCCCGACGAGAGCGCGUCCGCGCGGAGGGAGUUGUUGCGCGCGGCGUGCGGUCGCCACCAGAGGGCGUACCAGGAGGCCAUGUGCGGCAAAGGCGUCGAUCGGCACCUCUUCUGUCUUUACGUCAUUUCGCAGUACUUGGAAGUGGAGUCCGAGUUCCUGAAGCAAGUGCUGUCCGAGCCCUGGAAACUGUCCACCAGUCAGACGCCGCACGGACAGGUGGGGCUGUUGGACGCGUCAAAGAACCCGCGCCACAUCUCUGCGGGCGGCGGCUUCGGGCCGGUGGCGGACGACGGAUACGGCGUCUCGUAUAUCGUCGCCGGAGAAGACGUCGUCUUUUUCCACAUCUCGUCGAAGCGGUCGUCGAGCGCCACAGACUCCCAACGCUUCCGCCAACACAUCGACGGCGCGCUCCGCGAUCUCCGCUCUCUCUUCUGAGAUGACGUCACUCUUAGAUGCACUCAACAAUGCAAUCGCUUUUACGCAAAGAUUUUAUACUCUUUUUAAAUAAAGCUCUUAAACAAUGUU